AUGCCGUGCCAAGAAAUCCGCACAAUUGUUUGCUCUCAUGAUUUGGCUGCUUUGCAGGAGCAGUCCCUUUUGCAGACUUCUUUGGAGGUAAGCCUUUUCUCCAAUGCAUCUUCAGUUUUGGGGGCUGAAGGUUGGCAGCUACGAAAUGAGAGCUGCUUCACAGAUGGCUUGUUGCCCAUUCCUGGGACCAAGCCGCUCUUGCUACAGCUUGGCACCGUGCACGAACUCACCAACAUCAAGGACAAGACGGUCCAUAGCACACAGACUUCGUUAGUGCUCUACUUCUUGGAUUGGGGGCAUCUGAGGCCGACCCUCAUUAUGUCAUGCUACCUUUGCCUCUACCUCUUCUCUAUUGUCUCAAUCAACUACCACAUGACGGUGAGCUCGCAAAAAGCAAAGGAAGAUAAACAUAAGUUCGAAGUGGUUUCUCAGGACAGUUGCUUGGAGGACGAGGUCUACAAUAGAAGUCCAUUGAGUUGGCUUUGCGUGUCAUGGCUCAAUCCCAUGGUGGCACGUUUAGGUGCCUCCUGGAGCAGCGCAAUGUCCAAAUGCAAUCCAGAGGAUUUGGCUCCGUUGAAUCCGCCUGAAUUCCAGGCAUACCAUGCAGGCAAUCGCUUUGAAGACCUAUGGAACGAGGAGGUCGCAAAGUUUGGUGACCAGGCAAGCUUUGUCAUGGUGAUGAUUCGGCUUUGGACAUUCAAACGUAUUGCCCUGUUUCAGCUCCUCCUGUUCAUCCAUGUUGUCGUGGGAAACGUGUACCAGGUGUUCCUAAUUCAGCAUUCUUUGAAUUACUUUUUUUGGCUGCAGACGCACGUGAGAGAAAACGGAGGGCAGUUGCCUGAUAUGACACAGCCCAUUUUGUUCUCUAUUGUUGCAUUUUCAGUGCAGCCUUUGUUGUUCGCCGUACUUUGUUCGUAUGAGGCAAACCUGUCCAUCAAAUUUGAUCAGAGCACGGCCGGUGUAGCCACAACAAUGUUUAAGAAAACGCAACGUCUCCCUGCAUCCGCGUUGGCCUCUGACACCAAGCAGAUCGAUGAGAAGCCUGGGGAGCCUGCGCCACCCCCGGCAACGCGGAAGCCGAAUGCCAUGAUGGUCAUCAACAAUGAUUUGAUUGCAAACUUUCACGGGCUAGUCUUCAGCUUUGCUAUGACUGCCAACGCAACCGUGACAGUGGCACUGCUGCUGAUAAUGAUGGCUGUAAAGCUGCGUUUGGCGACGUUGUUUUGUUUGGCGGUGGCUAUUCCAGCCUUGACGCUGUCCUUGAUUCUGAGCGGGGCCAUGGGUAUCAACAUGAUGCAGCUGCAAGAUGUUAUGGACAAAAGAAUCUACAUGAUCAGAGAGAUCAUGAAGGGCAUUCGGAUAGUGAAGUGCUAUGCCUGGGAAGCUGCCAUGGAGGAUCAGAUCAGAAAGCUUCGAACCCGCGAGCUCUCGUUCUUGAACCAAUACUUCAAGCUGUGCAGUAACUUCGUGGCGUUGUUCAACAUUUUUCCGAGGGUGUUGACCUGUGCGGGGCUUUAUGGCUUCAUUCGCCUGUACGGACGGCAUGAUCUGGCAUCCAUUUUUGCUUGCCUCCAGAUCUUGGCAUCCCUCCGGCAAGAAAGUUCCCUCCUAUCGAAUGGUUUGCAGAAAUUGGUCACAAUCCGAAUCAGCGCUGCCCGGAUUCAAGCAUUCCUCCACUUGGAAGAAGCACCCGUGUUGCCAGGAAUCAGUGAGCCAAGCUGGGUUGAUGUGUGGCCACGCUCUGGAGGUUCACCUCGCAGCUUUCAACUGAAAGGCAGCUACAAGUUCAGUCGUGAAACUGAGGCUCCAACAGUGCUUCACGACAUCUCUUUGGAGGUCAAGCCUGGGGAGAUGGUUGCAAUUGUUGGCUCUGUUGGCUCUGGGAAGAGCACACUUUUGGAGGCUUCGUUGGGAGAGCUUUAUCCAGUGGAGGCAGAACAUGCAUUUUUAUCAAGACCUCAUGUGGCCGGAUACUGUGCCCAAGUUCCUCACAUCGCAGAGGGAACCAUCCGAGAAAACAUUGUAUUUGGCUGCCCCUUUGAUGAGGCUCGCUACUGGAAGGCCAUCUCUGCCUCAGGGUUGGAGAGCGACUUGCGGCUCUUGCCAGGAGGCGAUCAUGCCUUUAUUGGAGCUCGGGGUAUCAGCCUGUCUGGAGGUCAAAAGGCCCGGGUGGCUUUGGCACGGGCCGCCUACAAUCCAAAGGCGGAACUUUUGCUCUUGGACGACCCUUUCGGGUCUGUAGAUGCUCCAACUGGCUCAUGGAUCUUGGAGGAGCUGCUUUGUGGCCCACUGCUCCAAGACCGCGCUCGCAUUGUUGCACUGCAGCCCGAGAUGGAACGACUGCGCAAAUUUGACAAGGUUUAUGUCAUGUCCAAUGGGCGCAUUGUCACAGGUGGAACGCCAUCAGAGGUUGCUGAAACGGAAGAGUUCAAGACGCUGCAGCGCAGCUGCAGUGACGAGGAGGAGGAGGAGACAACUGAAAUCGCAUCCAUUGGCACCCAGAAGGAGAAGGGGCAGCAGCGCCCAUCCGGCAUCUCAUCCCAGUUAGUCCCGGCCACAAGCCUGCGCGAUAGCGAAACUGAAGGUCGACCAAGCUGGGACAUGGCCAGCUCCUAUAUUGCCAUUGGAAAAUGGCGGAACCUGGGAAAUUCCAUGAUAUUCUUCUCCUUGGUGCUCUUCCUCUAUUUGCUUUGCGACAUUUCGCUGGCCAACUGCACAAACGCUUUGGCAAUUAAUGCUGACGCACCCACUGGAAAAUACUUCAGUGGCUACCUGUUCUGGCUUGCAGCGGGGACUGUCUUCCUGUACAUCGGCUGGUACUUUGGAGCAGCCUUUACCCUGCGUAUCUCUGCCAAAAUCCACAGCGAUGUUGUCAAGCGGCUUCUUCAUGCUCCGAUUGAUCGAUUCUUUGACAAGCAUCCAGUGGGCCGCAUCAUGAAUCGCAUCACAAUGGACAUGACUACCAUUGACCUCUAUCUCUUCUUGAAGAUUUCUGGGAGUAUCAUGAUCCUCUUUCAGACAAUGGUCCCACUGGCAUACAUCCAUUCCAUUAUGCCGCUGUCCAUGACUUUCUUGUCGCUCCCCUUCUACUACGUCGUAGCUUCAUUGUACACCAGAUAUCAGAACACUACCGUACCGUUACGGUACUGUUUCAAGACGCAGACCUCCAGAACACAAAGCUAUUUAUCAGAUGUUAUGACCAACACUGUGGUCGUCCGCGGCUUUGGCGAGCAAACUCGCUUGACCCAGGAAUACGCUGAAGCUGUCGAUUGCUCCUUGAAGGCCGAUCUCACAGAUGACCGGUUGAUGAAGCGCUGGCUUUGCAAUCGCGUGAAUUACUUGUGGACUUUCUACAAUUCCGUCACAUACAUCAUCGGCCUUUACAACUGUGCAUGGAUGGGCCCUGGCACCCUAGGUAUUGCUCUGACCAAUCUUCUUCUCUUGGAGUCUAUGAUUGAACCUAGCCUUGACAUGAUGGCUGGUGCCCUUUUUGAGCUCAUCGCUUUGGCCCGUGUGCACGAGUACACCGAGGAUCCCGACGGCUUCGAAAGCCAGAAGGGUGGAAGGCGUGCUUCGCCACGUGCUUAG
Molecule: messenger RNA, 3588 nt
Organism: Durusdinium trenchii
Lineage: Eukaryota; Dinophyceae; Suessiales; Symbiodiniaceae
Source: the annotation of a GenBank genome assembly